ACCUCACCCACAUCUGCAGAGAAAAGGGCUGGCUCAGAAAGGGCAACAAUCAUGGAAGUGGGUACAUGAAGGACUUUUCAACAUAAUGGAGGGGGGGCAGCUUUCCCAGCCACAGCUCCCAGAGGGCCAGAGAGACGUCAAUGUCCAAAGGAGAGGCCAGUUUUCCAGGGGAACCCCCAGCAGAACCCCCUCUUAAGACAGCUGAGUCAGACAAGAACGAAGUUUUUCAAAAUUAUGUGCAAUACAGAAAAGAACCCCAGACACAACACACAGAUAAAAACAAGGGCAUCGCACGACGAGAGGCGGACAAGAUUCUUUACCUGCGAUGAACAAUAACCUCUCGGAGCUGCCUACGCCUGGGGGAACAGCGCCUGAUGGCCUGUGUCUUUGCGUGGCCCUGCACCCGACCUGGCUCCAGUCUGGUUUGUUUACUGCCGGGCACAGACAGGGCAACUUCAGGAAGACACUGUAAUGUAUUCGUUCUUCUGACAUUAGGCCAUUCGUGAUGGGUUAAGAGAGGAGGGCAGUGAGAUCCAGACCCUGGUACGGAAGCGAUGCGCAAAGCCUCAACCCUGCCCGGGCUAGGGGCCACGAACCGCCCCUCGGGGCUCGACCUUAAGGCCGGUAGCAAGUCCCAUUGGUCCGGCCGAAAGACGCUCCGGGACGUCCACAGGGUGUGGACCCGAACACAGCUCCGUCUGCCGGCCCGGCCCUCGCUGGGCUCGCACGGCGCCCAUCGCUCUAGGCCUUCGCCCGCGUGAUCCAGAGGCGGCUGCUGCGGGAGCCUCAGAUCCUCCCGGGCACAAGCAGGGGUGCGCGUCCUUGCAGCCCGGGCUCGGCCAAGGAUCCACCCCGGGAAAGCGCGCUGGCAUCCGCAGCAGCAGAGACUCUGCGAGCCUCCAGGACCGGAGCUUUCCGCCGGGCUGAGGUCCCCGCCGGCGAGGGCGGAAGUGGAAUCCCUCAGAACAGGUUCUGCGGAUUUAAGGAUGACAGUCCUAGGGUACCCUCGACGUUGGAGCUGCCAGUGGUUGCCAGUCCUGAUCCUGCUGCUGGAUACAGGCCACAGGCCAGGAGUGCACGGCGCGACUCACUACAAAGCCGGCGACCCUGUCAUUCUGUAUGUCAACAAAGUGGGACCCUACCACAACCCUCAGGAAACGUAUCACUACUAUCAGCUCCCCGUCUGCUGCCCUGAGAAGAUUCGUCACAAAAGCCUUAGCCUGGGUGAAGUGCUGGACGGGGACCGAAUGGCCGAGUCUUUGUAUGAGAUCCGCUUUCGGGAGAACGUGGAGAAGCGAGUUCUGUGUCACAUGCAGCUCAGCUCUGCACAGGUGGAGCAGCUGCGCCAGGCCAUUGAGGAACUGUACUACUUUGAGUUUGUGGUAGAUGACCUGCCAAUCCGUGGCUUUGUGGGCUACAUGGAGGAGAGUGGAUUCCUGCCACACAGCCACAAGAUAGGACUCUGGACUCAUUUGGACUUCCACUUAGAAUUCCAUGGGGAUCGAAUUAUAUUUGCCAACGUCUCAGUGCGGGAUGUGAAGCCCCACAGUUUGGAUGGGCUGCGAUCUGACGAGGUGCUAGGCCUCACCCACACUUACAGCGUACGCUGGUCUGAGACUGCAGUGGAGCAUCGGAGCGACAGGCGGCGUGGUGACGAUGGCGGCUUCUUUCCCCGAACGCUGGAAAUCCAUUGGUUGUCCAUCAUCAACUCCAUGGUGCUCGUGUUUUUGCUGGUGGGUUUCGUGGCUGUCAUUCUAAUGCGUGUGCUUCGGAAUGACCUGGCCCGAUACAACUUGGAUGAGGAGAGCACCUCGGGAGGCUCUGGUGACGAUUUUGACCAAAGUGACAAUGGCUGGAAAAUUAUCCAUACGGAUGUCUUCCGUUUCCCUCCGUACCGUGGUCUGCUCUGUGCUGUGCUUGGCGUGGGUGCCCAGUUCCUGGCUCUUGGCACUGGCAUCAUUGUCAUGGCGUUGCUGGGCAUGUUCAAUGUGCAUCGUCACGGGGCCAUUAACUCGGCAGCUAUCUUGUUGUAUGCCCUGACCUGCUGCAUCUCUGGCUACGUGUCCAGCCACUUCUACCGGCAGAUCGGAGGCGAGCGUUGGGUGUGGAACAUCAUUCUCACCACCAGUCUCUUCUCUGUGCCUUUCUUCCUGACAUGGAGUGUGGUGAACUCGGUGCAUUGGGCCAACGGCUCGACACAGGCUCUGCCGGCCACCACCAUCCUGCUGCUUCUCACGGUUUGGCUGCUGGUGGGCUUUCCCCUCACUGUCAUUGGAGGCAUCUUCGGGAAGAACAACGCUAGCUCCUUUGAUGCACCUUGUCGCACCAAGAACAUCGCCCGGGAGAUCCCGCCCCAGCCCUGGUACAAGUCUACUCUCAUCCACAUGACUGUUGGAGGCUUCCUGCCCUUCAGCGCCAUCUCCGUGGAGCUGUACUACAUCUUCGCCACAGUGUGGGGUCGGGAACAGUACACGCUGUACGGCAUCCUCUUCUUUGUCUUCGCCAUCCUGCUGAGCGUGGGGGCCUGCAUCUCCAUCGCGCUCACCUACUUCCAGCUGUCGGGCGAGGACUACCGCUGGUGGUGGCGCUCGGUGCUCAGCGUCGGCUCCACCGGCCUCUUCAUCUUCCUCUACUCGGUCUUCUACUACGCCCGCCGCUCCAACAUGUCGGGGGCGGUACAGACAGUGGAGUUCUUUGGCUACUCCUUGCUCACUGGCUACGUCUUCUUCCUCAUGCUGGGCACCAUCUCCUUCUUUUCCUCCCUGAAGUUCAUCCGUUACAUCUAUGUAAACCUCAAGAUGGACUGAGUGCGGCUCUUCGCUCCCUCUCUCCCUGCCCCCGCCUCCUCGCAGCUUCUCUCCCGAGCGAGAGACUGAACUGAAUAAUGGUAUUGUCGUCGCCUUCCCCCUUGUCUGUGGGCCUGCCUUUCCCAGAGCGGGCCCGGAAAUUCUAAAUCUCUGAUUACAUCAGGAGUAUAUAUUUGAACUUUCUCAGUUGCCUUUAGUUGCGGUCCUGAUUUUUCUUUUUACAAUUGUCAAAAUAAAAUUUAUUAAUAAAAAGGG
Molecule: messenger RNA, 3062 nt
Organism: Oryctolagus cuniculus (rabbit)
Lineage: Eukaryota; Metazoa; Chordata; Mammalia; Lagomorpha; Leporidae
Gene: TM9SF1
Product: transmembrane 9 superfamily member 1
Biological process (GO): protein localization to membrane
Cellular component (GO): membrane
Source: RefSeq, a predicted model, not a curated record